UUGGUGUCGUUGCUGUCACUKGUCCAGUUUGGUUUGUUUGGGUUCGCACCGAGUGAGCUUAUAGGUUAUCGCCCCCCAAAAUGGCCCUAGCGAUGCAAAGGAAGACCAACGUGCGCUUGCCGCCCGAAAUCAACCGCAUCCUCUACGUGCGGAACCUGCCCUACAAGAUAACCGGCGAGGAGAUGUACGAUAUCUUCGGCAAAUACGGCGCCAUCCGGCAGAUUCGCGUGGGGAACACGCCCGAGACGCGGGGCACCGCCUUCGUGGUCUACGAGGACAUCUUCGAUGCGAAGAACGCCUGCGACCACCUGUCGGGCUUCAACGUGUGCAACCGCUACCUGGUGGUGCUCUACUAUCAGGCCAACAAGGCGUUCAAGAAGACCGACUUGGACAAGAAGCAGGAGGAGAUCGACAAGAUGAAGAGCAAGUACGGGAUCAACACGUGAAAGUGAGUUGUAUUAAAUGGGGCUCUGGUAA
Messenger RNA from Dendroctonus ponderosae (mountain pine beetle), 477 nucleotides. RefSeq names its product splicing factor 3B subunit 6 (gene Sf3b6). Lineage: Eukaryota; Metazoa; Arthropoda; Insecta; Coleoptera; Curculionidae. The transcript is spliced from 2 exons. The record is from RefSeq and is a predicted model, not a curated record. Gene Ontology annotation, molecular function: mRNA binding. Gene Ontology annotation, cellular component: cytoplasm; nucleus; ribonucleoprotein complex. Bases 81 to 446 code for a protein of 121 amino acids.